This is a messenger RNA of Penicillium mononematosum, 927 nucleotides long. RefSeq lists its product as uncharacterized. The record is from RefSeq and is a predicted model, not a curated record. Lineage: Eukaryota; Fungi; Ascomycota; Eurotiomycetes; Eurotiales; Aspergillaceae. Bases 1 to 927 code for a protein of 308 amino acids. The transcript has a single exon.
AUGGCAUCUUUCAUGAAUUUACCCACCGAACUGCGUCUGGUUAUUAUCCGGCACACUCUCCAACAUCGACGAGAGUCACCACCAACCCCCUCAACAUCAAACCGGGUCUAUAUCGAAGAUUUCAAACCUAUAGCCAAGAGGUGGCAGCUAGGUGGAUGCGGAGUGGACUACGAAGAAAGCCACAACCAUUGCCCAACCAACUGUUUACCACUUCUCUUGACAAAUCGGCAAAUCUCCGCGGAGACCAAAUCGGUCCUCAGUCACAUGGAAACAGACUACGUCCUCGACAUAUCUGUUCUUAACGAUAUCUAUCUGUUCCCAACUUGGAUCACCGUUCCCCGCCUCUCGCACCGUGUAAACCAUUUGCGCGCGGAGGUGCGACUUUUCGGACAUAUCAUCACCAACAAAGCCGCGCGAAGGCAAAUGGGAGAUGGCGGACGUAAUGGAAUCCAUUUUGCCUUUCAUCAAAUCCUGCAAAGAUUCCUAACGUAUGGUCCCGUCGGCGAGAAGAAGGGCCGGGAUAAUAACGGAUACGAAAACAAAAAUAUUUCAGUCCGGGUUCUCGAGCUGGAUUUCACCUCUGCCGAGGAAGCAUUUCCAUUCCCACCGGAGGAAUUUGACUGGAGGGACUAUAACAGACAGCUUAUCGGUCAUGGCAAACUUGAAGGAUACAAACCUCGGCCCGAAUGGAUGGCUCGAUGGAUUUGCAACUGGAUUUGUAGGAUUCUCGCCUUGGAUUCCUAUGGAAUUAUAUAUGGAAGCAUGAUAUAUGAGAAUGUGGGGACAUUAAGGGUCUUGGCUGAUGGGAUUCUAAUAAAGGAACUUGACCUUUCACAUUGUCCCGAUGGCGCUGUGGCUAAGAGGGAAGAGUUGGGAUUCCCAGUUAUGAGACCCAAGCUAGGAGACCAAGAAUCACAGAAUGAGUGA